AUGUCAGACGAAGUCUUACAUUUACCGACGUCCUCUACGACUUUCGAACCGGAAUCUGAAGACACUAAGAUCUAUGGCGAACAGUCAGUUACUGAAUUGGCAACAGAAAAAGUCUUAUAUGCACCCAAGUCCUCGACAGCUUCCACGUCCGAACAUGAAGAAACCAUGACUGAUAGAGAAAAGCUCGCCAUUCAAUCGAUGACAGCUCAAUCAUCUCCGACCAAUCGUACAUUUGCUCCAUUCAAUACACCUAUGUAUCGUCGUCGGCAAACACUGACCAUUCUCGUGUCGUUUCUUAUGCCAUGGUUUUGUCUAUACUUAUCAUUGCUCUUACUUCGCUCAAAGAAUUGGUAUUUGUUUUUCGGUUUCAUUGCCUAUUUAACAUGGAUGGUUUUCUUUCGAAAAUAUCCACGACAAGGUGGUCUCAAGCAGCUAUGGCUUCGUCGACUAGUCUGGUGGAAAUGGUUUGCUGAUUAUUUUCCAAUUCAAUUGCAUAAAACAUGUGAUUUACCGGCUGAUCGUUCGUACAUAUUUGGCUAUCAUCCUCAUGGCAUCAUUUCACUCGGUGCUUUUUGCAAUUUUGCUACAGAAGCUACUGGUUUUGAAGAGAAAUUUCCUGGUAUUGAUCUUCGUUUGCUUACAUUGAAAUCCAAUUUUCGCAUUCCAUUCUUUGGUUUCUAUUUGUCUCUACUGGGUCUAUGUGAUGCAUCGAAAGAAUCAUGCAAUUAUAUUUUAGAAAAAGGCAAUGGCAAUAGUUUGAUGUUAGUCUUGGGUGGUGUCAAAGAAAUAUUAGACGCUCGACCAUCAUCCGAAUACAUCUUGACACUUAAAAAUCGUAAAGGUUUCGUUAAAAUCGGUCUCGCCCAUGGUGCCAGUAUUGUGCCUGUAUUUUCGUUUGGCGAAAAUGAUCUUUAUGAACAACUAGCCAAUCCACGUGGAUCAAAACUACGACAAUUGCAAGUAAUGUUACAAAAGAAAACAGGUUAUACAAUACCAUUCUUUAAAGGACGUGGUAUAUUUCAAUAUGCUUUCGGCUUUUUGCCCAACCGACGACCGAUCGAUACCUAUGUUGGUGAACCCAUUGAAUUACCCAAAUUGUCACGAGAAGAAAUAACAAAUGAAAUUAUCGACAAAUAUCAUACACAGUAUAUGGAUGCCCUGACGCGUCUAUUCGAUGCACACAAGGCAAAACACGGCAAUAAGGAUGCAACAAUCAAAUAUGUCAAUGCUGAUGAUUAUUAG
Molecule: messenger RNA, 1242 nt
Organism: Rotaria sp. Silwood1
Lineage: Eukaryota; Metazoa; Rotifera; Eurotatoria; Philodinida; Philodinidae
Source: the annotation of a GenBank genome assembly